Molecule: messenger RNA, 3179 nt
Organism: Myxocyprinus asiaticus (Chinese sucker)
Lineage: Eukaryota; Metazoa; Chordata; Actinopteri; Cypriniformes; Catostomidae
Product: polyubiquitin-like
Exons: 3
Coding region: 2285-2776 (163 amino acids)
Biological process (GO): protein ubiquitination; modification-dependent protein catabolic process
Cellular component (GO): nucleus; cytoplasm
Molecular function (GO): ubiquitin protein ligase binding; protein tag activity
Source: RefSeq, a predicted model, not a curated record
AGAUAUCUUUAAAACAUUUAUGAUUUAGAAUGUACUAUUUGUAAAUCUCAUCUUUUUAAGAUGUCUGUCUAUGCUUUCAAUAUGCUCUUAAACAGACAUCUCAGAGUUUACUUGUGCUAUCUGGAUGCUUGAUUUUUUUACUAACAAUCUUUGGUCUGAUGAUUCAGGUUGAGAGUAAAUUUAAACUGUUAAUAUUGUUUAAAUAUACGCUGUUAUGUUAAUAUACACUGAAAAUAUUAGUUAUUCUUUAUGACUUGGGGUUGAUUGUGGGAAAUUCCCUCAUUCCUUUCAUGUCCAUUUUUUUAAAUAUAUAUAUAUACAGUUGAAGUCAGAAGUUUACAUACACCUUAGCCAAAUACAUUUAAACUCAGUUUUUCACAAUUCCUAACAUUUAAUCAUAGAAAACAUUCCCUGUCUUAGGUCAGUUAGGAUCACUACUUUAUUUUAAGAAUGUGAAAUGUCAGAAUAAUAGCUUUUAUUUCUUUCAUCACAUUCCCAGUGGGUCAGAAGCUGUUUACAUACACUUUGUUAGUAUUUGGUAGCAUUGCCUUUAAAUUGUUUAACUUGGGUCAAACGUUUUUGGUAGCCUUUCACAAGCUUCUCACAAUAAAUUGCUGGAAUUUUGGCCCAUUCCUCCUGACAGAACUGGUGUAACUGAGUCAGGUUUGUAGGCCUCCUUGCUUGCACACGCAUUUAAAGUUCUGCCCACAAAUUUUCUAUCGGAUUGAGGUCAGGGCUUUGUGAUGGCCACUCCAAUACCUUGACUUUGUUGUCCUUAAGCCAUUUUACCACAACUUUGGAGGUAUGCUUGGGGUGUUUUGUCCAUUUGGAAGACCCAUUUCUGACCGAGCUUUAACUUCAUGGCUGAUGUCUUUAGAUAUUGCUUCAAUAUAUCCACAUCAUUUUCCUUCCUCAUGAUGCCAUCUAUUCUGUGAAGGGCACCAGUCCCUCCUGCAGCAAAGCACCCCACAACAUGAUGCUGCCACCCCCAUACUUCACGGUUAGGAUGGUGUUCUUCGGCUUGCAAGCCUCACCCUUUUUCCUCCAAACAUAAUGAUUGUCAUUAUGGCCAGAGUUUCAUCAGACCAGAGGACAUUUCUCAAAAGUAAGAUCUUUGUCCCCAUGUGCACUUGCAAACUGUAGCCUGGCUUUUUUAUGGCAGUUUUAGAGCAGUGACUUCUUCCUUGCUGAGCAGCCUAAUGGGUUAUGUCGAUAUAGGAAUCGUUUUACUGUGGAUAUAGAUACUUGUCUUCCCGUUUCCUCCAGCAUCUUCACAAGGUCCUUUGCUGUUGUUCUGGGAAUGAUUUGCACUUUUGCACCAAACUACGUUCAUCUCUAGGAGACAGAAUGUGUCUUCUUCCUUAGCGGUAUGAUGGCUGCGUGGUCCCAUGGUGUUUAUACUUGCGUACUAUUGUUUGUACAGAUGAAUGUGGUACAUUCAGGCAUUUGGAAAUUGCUCCCAAGUAUGAACCAGACUUGUGGAGGUCCACAAUUUUUUUCUGAGGUCUUGCCUGAUUUAUUUUGAUUUUUCCAUGAUGUCAAGCAAAGAGGCACUGAGUUUGAGGGUAGGACUUAAAAUACAUCAACAGGCACACCUCCAAUUGACUCCAAUUAGCCUAUCAGAAGCUAAUUGCCUAAAGGCUUGACAUUUUCUGGAAUUUUCCAAGCUGCUUAAAGGUACAGUUAACUUAGUGUAUGUAAACUUCUGACCCACUGGAAUUGUGAUAUAGUAAAUUAAAAGUGAAACAAUCUGUCUGUAAACAAUUGUUUGAAAAAUUACUUGUAUCAUGCACAAAGUAGAUGUCCAAAUGACUUACCAAAACUAUAGUUUGCUAAUAUUAAAUCUGUGGAGUGGUUAAAAAAUGAGUUUUAAUUACUUCAACAUCAGUGUAUGUAAAAUUCUGACUUCAAAUGUAUAUCCAAUAAUAGAAUAUUUAUACAACGUUAAUAAUGGCAAUUAUUUAUGCACUAAUUAUUAUUUUAUUUUUUUAUGUAAUUGAAUAAAUAUCUUAGUAAGGCAAAAUACAUUGUGUUAUUGGUUAACCAGACAGAUUAUCUCUGUGCAUCCUGAUUCCUGGUGAUCAAUGAUUUCUCAGGAUUUCCAUCAGCGAUUAGGCGGAGAAUGGAAACCGAAAGUUACUGAGGAAGUCCUCGAAAAUGAAACCUUGUUUUGAGGCGGGGCAUCAGCUGAUGCCUUAUAUACCUCUACCCAGAUCCAGAUUAUUUGGUUGUGAGUUCAGUGUGAUUUGCAUAAACAAACAAGCAGGCUACUGUUCAGCGGAAGAUGUCAACAGCUCGUUUCAUGAUGGAUCUGGAAGUAACACGGUUAAAUGGUGAUAAGAAACGUCUGACUGUGGACAGCAACGCCACAGUUGGUGAGCUCAAGAAGCGUAUAUCGGAGGUCUUCAGAGAUCACCCUUCACAGCAGAAGCUUUCUGCAAAUAACGGACACCGAAUCAGCCUUGAUGACGAUUCCAGAACACUCAGUAGUUACGGUUUGCACUCAGGGUCCGCGGUGAUGCUCCUCAUCACGAACCCUGGACCUCUUCAGGUGUUCGUCAAGAACGAGAAGGGCCAAACAAAAACUUACGAUGUGGACGUCAAUGAAACUGUAGAUCAGCUCCAGCAAAAGAUCUACAAUAAAGAAAGAGUCCCUGUGGAUCAGCAGAGACUGAUUUACAACGGUAUACAACUGGUGUCUGGCAUGAAGCUGCUGGAGUACAACAUCACAUCUGGAAGCACCAUUCACAUGACUCUGCGUCUCCGAGGAGGUUAAUGGAGAAAGUGUGACCAGGACUGACUGACUACAUGGCUACAAGAACUAAACAUGCCAAACAUAAUAGACAUGAAAUAGGUCUGUUUACUCUUAAAAUAAAAAAAUAAAAUAAAAAAAACAUGAAAAACUAAAGCACUUUUUUUUAAGUCGUUCUAAAUAAGAGCGUCUGUUAAAUGCCAUAACAAUUAUAAUAUUUAACACACAGUAUCUGGAUACUGAAUUAAAAAUAUAUUUUUGUUGAUGUACUGUAACUGAUGUAGAACAUGCAUUAUUGUCCAUUAAGCCUUUAUGUAAUUCCAGUGUAUGCACUUUACAUGUACCUUUUAUUUUUUAUUUUUGCAGAUGAUCUUUCAUUAUUGAUUUUGCAUCCUUAAUUAAAUAAUAAAUGUUUGAAAUAUAACAA